AAUGUCAAAAUCAUAUUUCGAAAAUGGCGGUGAAUUUGUUUGUUUAUUUGGCAACGAGAUUAACAAGAUAGUAUUUAUUUCCCUAGUGAUUUAUUGCUCUUUCAAUAUGAGUAUUCUUUAGAGUUUUCUUAUUGAUGUAACAACAUUUCAACCAUAGCAACGGUACAUUAUUGAAGAAACAUUGUGAUAUUCUGUUCUUAAAACUUUCUACUAAUAAAUACAUUUUGGAAUAUUUUUACACAAAGUAAAUAAUCAUGACGGAACACAAUAAAAUGCCAAGCUAUAUGGCACAGCUAUUGGAACAACUUGGAUGGAAUCAAGGCACGCGAAUACCUUUGGCUAACCAAGAAAAUCAAGAAUUAGAGACCCUUUUAAUAAACAGGCAAAAUGAGUUGCAGCACCUUAAAGAAUCUGUUGUAUUGCAGAAUCAGAAAAGUGAUGAUCUUGCUAACUAUAAACAUCAUGUACAUUCUGAAUAUCAGGAGAAUAGUCGACUCCUGUUUGCACACAAGCAACAGCUGGAGCAAGAGGUGAAGUUGCGCCAGCUGUCGUCCAACGAGGCAGAGAGGCUUGACAGAGAUAUUGUUGAUUGUGGCAAACAGAGCAAAGACAUUACUACAAGAAUUGAUAGACUUCAAACGAACAUUGGCCGUUUGCUGAAGAAGGCGGAUGUUCUGAAGACAGAGGUGUGCGGCGAGCGCGGCGCGCUGCAAGAAUGGCGCGCGGCGCUGGAGCGGAACGCGGGCGACAUCACCGCCAUCGAGCAGUUCACCAAGCAGGACUUCUCUAAAGCUAAAGCAUUGGAAACCAAAAGACAGAAACUGAAGCUGGAACACGACCACAUGCAAGAGCGAAUAAACCAGCUCGUUUCAAAUCUCAACGCCGAGGAGAGAGCAUGCGAUAGGAUUUCAGUUCAGGUGAUGGAGGGCAUGGAACAGAGGAAGAUGAUGAUGAUGACUUGGACCAGCGCCGUGGAGAACUUGCGACAAAGAGACACCGACAUUAGACACACCAGAGAGGACUAUGCAGCAUUGGAAGAGGAGGCCAACAACAUAGCGGAGCAAUGUCGCGAGCAACAGUCGUUCUGCGAUCAACAACGCGGGAACAACGCAGACGCGCAGCGCGACAACAUGGCGUUCGCGCAACAACUCAGCAACAUCAGGCUCGCACAUCAAAACCUCGUUGAAGAUAAUCUCACGUUAGAUAGCGAGUCCCAGAGUCUCCAACGCGAGCUGACUAACGUGCGCAACACGCUGGAGAGACUGCACAUGGAGAACCGCCAGAUCAUGGAGGAGCAGCAUCGCAAGGACCUCGCGCUGCAGGCUGUCAACGGGAAGAUUAGAGAGCUGAAAGAAAAAUUGACAGACUCCUUGGACAAGUCGAAAUCUUCAGAGAAGAGAGCGAAAGAACUUGAGGAUAUGCUCAAUGAGGAGGAGCGGUACGCGAGCCAGCUGACGGUGAACCAACAGCGCGCCAUGCACUGCUCCUUCGUGGAGCAACAGAAACUGCUCGCGCUCAAGAACGAGGAGAAACUGUUCCACAUGCAACUUAAAGCCUCGAAAGCAAUAAUGAGUAAGUUGGAAAGCAAACAGCGCAGCAUUCAAAGAGAUCUUCAAAGUCAAAAGGAAUCACUGUACGCUAUUAGCUACCAAGUGGAGACUAUCGGCGCAAGAGUUUCACAUAUGGAGGGUGCUCAGGCUGAGCGGGAAUGCUCCGCUGAAUUGGUGGAAAAAGAAAACAGGUUGAAGGAGGUGUGCGGGCGGGCGGCGGCGCGCGUGUCGCUGCUGGAGCGGCACUCGGCCAAGCUGCUCGACGACAUGCGCCGCCUCACCAGGGACCUCGAGCUGCGCAGCGCAGACCACAUCAAAUUGCAAAGUCGUCUGAAGACGUCGCUGCUGGAGGUGGAGGGCGGGUCGAAGGAGCUGCGUGCGUCGCGCGGGGAGUGGCGCGCCGCGCGCGUGCGACUCGCGCUGCUGCGCCUGCGCGCCGCCGCCGCCGCGCGCACCGUGCAGAACCUAAACACGCAUGCGCUCACCAUCGACCAGCGUCGCUUGCAUCUCGACGCUGCGAUGAACGAGCGUCUGGUGGAGAUCAAAGCGCGGCGCGACAUGUUCGCGGUGCAACGGCGCGCGUUGCUCGAGGACUGCGGCAAGCUGCGCAGCGAGAUACGUGAGAGAGAACAGCGCAUAGAACAACUCAAGAAGAGAUACGAUAUAUUCAUUGGAUCUUUGGGGAAAGAUGAGUCCGGACAACAGCUGUCCGUUACUUUCUUCAAAAUUAAGUUCGCGGCGGAGCGCGCGGAGCUGCGCGGGCGCGGCGCGGCGCUGGACGGCGAGCUGGCGCGCCGCGAGCGGGACGUCGCCGCGCUCGAGGCCACGCUCCGCCUCGUGCACCACGCGCACCAACACUUCAUGCACCACAUCGCACCGCUGCAACACGACUCGCCUGAAAUAGAAGAGUUGAAUGCACUGACCAAAGAGUACUAUCAGAUGAGUGACGAGCUCAAGAGACUGAACGGCACCAUCAGUACGUUGGAGCAGAGCAUAUCAGACAGCAACUCGCGGCUGACCCUCAUCACGGACAAGUACAAUCAGCUGACCACGCGACAAGCGGAGGCGGAGGGCGAGCUGGAGUCGAGCCGCGAGCGAGCGCAGCGACAGGCGGCGCGCCUCAACAACGCGCGCGACCUCGUGCGACACAACGCCAGGCGUGCCAAGAAACUCGUCGACGGCGGUGACGACUGGCGCAUAUUCCAGAUCGCGCUGUGGGUGCGCGACUACUCGGAGGCGGCGCACAGCGCGCUGCAGGCGCUGGCGGAGGUGUGCGGUGCGGGGGCGGCGGGGGCGGGCGCGCAGUUCGGCGCGCUGCUCGCCGCCACCGACCUGCAGCGCCAUCUCACGCGCCACCAGCGACGUCUGCACCUCUUCAUACAAAAAAUAUUGGAUGGCGGACCUUCAAGCUCGUUUAAGGAAUCGUGUUUGGAACCUGAAGAGUCGGUGUUCUCGAGUUCGUCGGAGUCUAUAAAGAGUGGCGUGAGCGUCGCCAGCGGCUACACCAAGCGCUUCUCGGCGUUCCGACGGAGCCUCGCGCCUAAAGUGCAGGAGCCGGCGCUCAUCGAAGCCAUCCCGGAACAGGCUCGUCGUUCGACGGUAUCUCUGCGUGUAGUGACUCUGGGGUUGGAGGAUUCCAUUUCAGCUAUGAUGUCGACCACAAGCCCGCAAGCACGGAAGUCUUUACAUUGAACUUAUUGGGAUUAGACUAUAUCCCUUUGGAUGAACGUGGUUACAUUUUAACUACAACACUAUAAUUUAGAGAUGGUUUUAAAAAGGUCAUGACCUAAUGUAGACAUAAAGUAAACCAUUUUGAGUGAGUUUGAAAAUAUAUAUUUUUUUUUUUAUAUUUAAAGUAUUUGCCAACAAUUAUUCAGUUCUUGAAUUAUUACUUUCAUAAAACCUAUUUGGAAUGUAUGUUUGUAUGAAUUAAAGCGAAGUCAUUAAAA
Manduca sexta (tobacco hornworm) is the source of this 3499-nucleotide messenger RNA. RefSeq names its product coiled-coil domain-containing protein 39 (gene Ccdc39). The record is from RefSeq and is a predicted model, not a curated record. Gene Ontology annotation, cellular component: axoneme. NCBI's taxonomy places the organism in Eukaryota, Metazoa, Arthropoda, Insecta, Lepidoptera, Sphingidae. Gene Ontology annotation, biological process: cilium movement; inner dynein arm assembly; cilium-dependent cell motility. Bases 255 to 3242 code for a protein of 995 amino acids. The transcript is spliced from 24 exons.